This is a messenger RNA of Clunio marinus, 792 nucleotides long. Lineage: Eukaryota; Metazoa; Arthropoda; Insecta; Diptera; Chironomidae. The record is from the annotation of a GenBank genome assembly.
AUGGCCACGUACGAUCAACAAUUUCCGUAUGGAUUUGAAGAGUACCCACAGAAUUUAGAAUUUCAAAAUUUUGAAUCAUCACCAAACAACUAUCAAUAUAAUUCAUCGAAUCUCUAUCCUUCGUCACCAUUUGCGGAUGCCUAUGCGUCACCAAAUCCAUCUCAAAUUCAACCAAAUAUAUUUACACCAACAUUUGAAACAAAAAAUAAUGAAUUGAAAGAUCACUUAGGAUAUGAUGAAGACGAACCGCCGUUGCUUGAAGAGUUAGAAAUUAAUCCAACAAGAAUUGUGGAAAAAUCUCUUGCAGUACUAAAUCCUUUUCAUUCAAAAGGUCUUGCUGAUGAUCCUGAAUUCUUUUUCAAGGAAACAGAUUUAGCUGGUCCUAUUGGUUUCUACUUAGCACUUGCAUUUUGUCUUUUCCUUUCUGACUCGGGAAAAGACAUGUUUGGAUAUGUUUAUGGAUUAUCAUUACUCUCUGUGAUGUUUAUGUAUGUCUUAAUGAAGCUGAUGUCAACUACACUCAACGAUGUACGUAAUUAUAUCUCAAUAACAAGUGUUGCCAGCAUUUUAGGAUACAGCAUCUUACCAAUAGUCUGGUUGAGUGUUCCUGGAAUAUUUUUCUCGCUAAACAACAAAAUUGGAAUUUUAUUGGCUGGUGCAGCUGUUCUUUUAAGCACAACAGCGUCUUCAAGAAUAUUUUGUCUCAUGACCGGUGAUCAAAACCAAAGAUUUCUCAUUGCUUAUCCAUGCGCUGUCGUUUAUGUCAUCUUUACUCUGCUUGUUCUCUUUUAA